This is a messenger RNA of Ahaetulla prasina, 8178 nucleotides long. RefSeq names its product zinc finger protein 91-like. The transcript has 12 exons. NCBI's taxonomy places the organism in Eukaryota, Metazoa, Chordata, Lepidosauria, Squamata, Colubridae. Gene Ontology annotation, molecular function: DNA-binding transcription factor activity, RNA polymerase II-specific; RNA polymerase II cis-regulatory region sequence-specific DNA binding. Gene Ontology annotation, biological process: regulation of transcription by RNA polymerase II. The coding region runs from base 242 to 4546 and encodes 1434 amino acids. The record is from RefSeq and is a predicted model, not a curated record.
CUAGUACGAGGGACGUGAUUCCCGGGUCUUUAGUUGGAAGACGCUAAAGGCGCGUCUAAACCUCCCCAUCACCGUCCACCCCCUGGGAGCCUAGGGCGGGGCCGUUGCGGGAGACCCAGAGACUGCUGGGAAGCCUUGGAGGGAUGCGGAUCCAGACGAGACUCCCGAGUUCUAUAUGUAAAGUGGAAACCUUUCCUGCUUCAUCAGAAGACAAAAGCAUCUUGUAAGUGUGGAGGGCCAAAUGUUCUUGGGAAUGGACCAGAAUCUCUUCGUGGAAUCCAGAUCUUGUAAAUACUGGAGAUCCACUGGAGAUCCAUUGACCCAUUUUGCAACUGGAUUAGAGAAAAAAGAGAAGAUGGAGAGACAAGACCCAGCAGAUGCAGGAACUGGAAAACUCCCUCUUGCUGCUCAGCCUUGGAGCUGUGAGAAGAAUGAGUCAAGUCUUAAGCAGAAGAUCCAGGAAGUGGAAACUAACACUUUAGAGAUCCAAUGCUAUCCCUUCAGAAAAGUACAGUUCGAGAAGGAGGCUGGGCCCCGAGAUGUUUGCAGUCACCUUCACCGCCUUUGUCUUCGGUGGCUGCAGCCAGAAAGACACACAAAGGCUCAGAUGCUGGAUCUGGUGCUCCUGGAGCAGUUCCUGGAUGUCCUUCCUCCAGAUAUGGAGAAAUGGGUGCGGGAGUGUGGAGCAGAGACGAGUUCCCAGGCGGUGGCCGUGGCUGAAGGGUUCCUGCUGAGCCAGGAAGAGGAAAAGAUGCAAGAAGAGUUGCAGAUAUCCUUGGAAGCAGCCACUGAGUAUGUCAAGGGAAGGAAAGAAUCCAAACUCUCUCAAGAGCUACUGGUUUGGGAGAUUUUUCAGAAAGAUCAAAAUCAGGAUACCUUGUCAGAGAAUCAAAAGCAGUCCUUGGUAUUUUUCGAGUCGCCUCUUCUUUGUGAUGUAGCUGAAAGAGUGACCGAACCUCUGCCUCAGGAUCUUGUGUCUUUUGAGGAAGUGGCUGUGUAUUUCUCCGAGGAGGAGUGGUCUCAGCUGGAUCCUGACCAAAAAGCUCUUCAUGGGGAGGUCAUGCUGGAGAACUCCAGGAAUCUGGCUUCUCUGGAAAAUCAUGUCCAUGAGGAUAAGAAUUACAUGGAACAACGCCAAGCAAUCCACCGAAAAAAGGAAAAAGGGAAGUUGGCUGAUCAGCUGGAACCAAAAAGUGAUGAGAGAAACCUAUCACAACGUGGAAUUAAAAAAAGCUUUUCUUGGAUCAGUCGACCUACUUAUCAUGGAAAGAUCCACACAGAAGAAAGACCCUAUAAAUGCCUGGAGUGCGGCAAGAGCUUUUCUAAAUCCAGUCACCUCAUUCGCCAUAAAACGACACAUUCAAAAGAGAAACCGUAUACCUGUAUCCAAUGUGGAAAGGCCUUCCGUGAUAAUUGCUCUCUUAGAAGCCACCAGAGGAAUCACAAUGGAGAAAGGCCCUAUAAAUGCCUGGAGUGUGGGAAAGCUUUUACUCAAAGCGGUGCUCUUGCUACCCAUAAAAGAAUCCACACAGGGGAGAAACCGUAUAAAUGUAUGGAAUGUGGAAAGAGCUUUACUCAGGGCAGUCAUCUUACUUCUCAUAAAUUCAUCCACACAGGGCAGAAACCGUAUAAGUGUAUGGAGUGUGGAAAGAGCUUUGCUCAGGGCAGUCGUCUUAUUUCUCAUAAGUUCAUCCACACGGGGGAGAAACCAUAUAAAUGCAUGGAGUGUGGAAAGACGUUCAGUCAAAACAGUAAUCUUACUUCCCAUAAAAGAAUCCACACCAGGAAUAAGCCAUAUAAACGCAGAGAACGUGGAAUGGGUUUCUGUGAAAACCCAUCUCUUAUGGAACAUGGAAGGAUCCACAUAGGGGAAAAACAAUAUAAACACAUAGACUGUGGAAAAGGCUUUUCUCUAUUCGAUCCCCUCAUUUCCGAUGAAAUGACCCAUUCAGAAGAGAAACCACAUAUCUGCUUGGAGUGUGGAAAGGUUUUCCCUGAUAAUUAUUCUCUUAGGAGCCAUCAAAGGAAUCACAGGGGAGAAAGACCCUAUAAGUGCAUGGAGUGCGGAAAGACCUUUGCUUGGAGCAGUAACCUUUCUUACCAUAAAAGGACUCACACAGGGGAGAAGCCAUAUAAAUGUGUGGAAUGUGGGAAGGGUUUUAGUACCAACAGUUACCUUACUGCCCAUAAAAGGAUCCACACAGGGGAGAAGCCGUAUAGAUGUAUCGAGUGUGGAAAGAGCUUUAGAAGGAGUAAUCUUCUUACUUGUCAUAAAAAAAUCCACACGGGAGAAGACGCUCUCCACUCUCCCGCCGUUUCGGGGAAUCCUGGCACUUUGCGGAGAGUCCACCAGAGGGCGCACGCACUCAGCUUCAGGAGGGAACUGAGCAUGCGCCGGGCUCUUCCGCUAAUACAAGACACGUGUUGCCCGGGGCGUCUUGUGAAUAGGAAGACCACUGGAGAUCUAUUGACCAAUUUUGCAACCGGAUUAGAGAAAAAAGAGAAAAUGGAAGGACAACAUCUGGCAAAUGCAGAAACUGGAAAAGGCCCUCUUGCUGCUCAGCCUUGGAGUUGUGGAAAGAAUGGGUCAAGUCUUAGGCAGAAGAUCCAGGAAGUAGGAACUAAUACUUUAGAGAUCCAGUGCUGUCACUUCAGAAAAGUACAGUUUGAGAAGGUGACUGGGCCCCGAGAUGUUUGCAGUCACCUUCACCGCCUUUGUCUUCAGUGGCUGCAGCCAGAAAGACACACGAAGGCUCAGAUGCUGGAUUUGGUACUCCUGGAGCAGUUCCUGGCUGUCCUUCCCCCAGAGAUGGAGAAAUGGGUGCGGGAGUGUGGAGCAGAGACGAGUUCCCAGGCGGUGGCCCUCACCGAAGGAUUCCUGCUGAGCCAGGAGGAGGAAAAGAUGCAAAAAGAGUUGCAGAUAUCCUUGGAAGCAGUCACUGAAUAUGCCAAGGGAUGGAAAGAAUCAUCCAAACACUCUCAAGAACAGCUCGAGGAGAUCUUCCAGAAAAAUGAAAAUCAGGAUACCAUGUCAGAGAACCAAAACCAGUCCUUGGUAUUUUUAGAGUCAACUCCUCUUCAUGAUAUAGCUGAAAGAGUGACUGAACCUCUGCCUCAGGCUCUUGUGUCUUUUGAGGAAGUGGCUGUGUAUUUCUCUGAGGAGGAAUGGUCUCAGCUGGAUCGUGAUCAAAAAGCUCUCCAUGGGGAGGUCAUGCUGGAGAAUUCCAGGAAUCUGGCUUCUCUGGAAAAUAAUGUCCAGGAGGAUAAGAAUUACGAAGAACAGUGCCAAACAAUCCAUCCAAAAGAGGAAAAAGGGAAGUUUGCCGAUCAGCUGCAACCAAAACGUGAUGAGAGAAACCGAUCACAGAGUGGAAUUAAAAAAAGCUUUUCUUGGAUCAGUCGACUUACUUAUCAUAGAAAGAUCCAUACAGAAGAAAGACCCUAUAAAUGCCUGGAGUGUGGAAAAAACUUUUCUAAAUCCAGUCACCUCAUUUCCCAUAAAACGACACAUUCAAAAGAGAAACCGUAUAUCUGUGUCCAGUGUGGAAAGGCCUUCCGUGAUAAUUGCGCUCUCAGAAGUCACCAGAGGAAUCACAAUGGAGAAAGGCCCUAUAAAUGCCUGGAGUGUGGAAAGACUUUUACUCAAAGUGGUAAUCUUGCUUCCCAUAAAAGAAUCCACACAGGGGAGAAGCCACAUAAAUGUUUACAAUGCGGAAAGGGCUUUAGGAGGAAUGCUGAUCUUACCUCCCAUAAAAGGAUCCACACAGGGGAGAAGCCAUAUAAAUGCAUGGAAUGUGGCAAGAGCUUUACUCAGGGUAGCCAUCUAACUUCUCAUAAGUUCAUCCACACAGGGGAGAAACCAUAUAAAUGCAUGGAGUGUGGAAAGACAUUUACUCAGAGCAGUAAUCUUACUUCCCAUCAAAGAAUUCACAAAGGGCGAAAGACAUAUAAAUGCAGAGAAUGUGGAAUGGGCUUCUCUGAAAACACGUCUCUUACGGAACAUGAAAGGAUCCACAUGGCGGAGAAACCAUAUAAAUGCAUGGACUGUGGAAAGGGCUUUUCUCUAUCCGAUCACCUCAUUUCCCAUGAAAUGACCCAUUCAGAAGAGAAACCGCAUACCUGCUUGGAGUGUGGAAAGAUUUUCCCUGAUAAUUAUUCUCUUAGGAGCCAUCAAAAGAAUCACAGGGGAGAAAGUCCCUAUAAAUGCAUGGAAUGCGGAAAAACCUUUGCUUGGAGCAGUCAUCUUUCUUCCCAUAAAAGAAUCCACACAGGGGAGAAACCAUAUAAAUGCAUGGAAUGUGGGAAGAAUUUUAGUACCAACAGUUAUCUUACUGCCCAUAAAAGGAUACAUACAGGGGAGAAGCCAUAUCAAUGUAUCGAGUGUGGAAAGAGCUUUAGAAGGAGUAGCCUUCUUACUUGCCAUAAAAAGAUCCACUCAGGAGAGAAACCAUAUCAGUGCAAGGAGUGUGGGAAAAGUUUCAACAGAAAUAGUAAUCUAAAAUCUCAUGAAAGGGUCCACUUGGGUAACACUUCAUAUAAAUACUAGACCUAUACAAAUAUGUGAGAAUAUUUUGUCUUUCCAGUCCAACGCAGACUCCACAGUCCUAGCUGUGAUUUUUGCUAAGUACAUUCCAAGGCAAAAAGUCAGGAUGAAUGGAGAUAACAGGCAUUCAUUGCCCUCUUAAUUGUGUCUAGCCCAGUACUUAAGAAGUGCAGAUUCCUAGGAUUUCUUUCUGAUGAAUAUUUCCACUAGAGCAGAGUUGCAUUGGAUUAGAUAUCCAAUUGAUUGGAUUAGAUAUCCAGUCAAUCCUCUGUUACUUGUUAUGAUUUCACAAUUUCUUCAUUUGCUUAAAUAUAGUUACAGUCUGCCUUUCCACCUUUGCUUAUCAUUAUGUAAUGCAAGUAAUACCUGAGAAAGAAAACCAUAAGGAGCAAAGAGUUAGAAAAUACAGCCUGAAUUAGAAAAUACAACUCAUUGCAUUUCUUUCUAUAGUGAGAAGGCUAUAAAUGCACAGCAAAGACUUUUUGUCUGUGAAGAUGCCAAAAGUCUGCUUUGCUGUGGCAUGACAAUGGGCUGCCAAAAACUAAAACAGGUUCUAUUAUAUUUACCUUGGAAAUGUCAUUAAAUUAAAUGCAGUUGCUAUGGGCUUGUGUGUGAUAUUGUUAAUGAUCUUCGGGCACAAUUACAAACAGAUUAUUUUUGGAGGUCCGUACUUAAGGAUUUUAGAGUUUCAUGUCAGGUUGAAAUCAUUUACAUAAAAGUGGCUUAGAAGUAGUUCCUAGUUUUGUGAAAAUACCCACCCCUUUGAAUCUGCUUCUAGCCACUUCUGUAUAUGGAGCAGUUAAAACAAGUAGUCUUAUUAAGAGAAAAUUCUUGUAGGGAAGAUGAAUAUCUAGCUAAGCAUCCAAGAGAAACCUAGAUGUGUAAUAUAUACAGAUGUGAUAAUAAUACAUGACAAGUAGCACACAUGGGAAAUCCUGACAAAAAUGAGAAUAGACAUAAAAAGACAAUGUUAUCCAGACUUAUUGAAAGUAAGUAGUUAAGUAGUAAAUUGAUUAUGUGAGAUCAAGGUGGCUGAACUCUGCAACCACACACAACAGAUUUUCUGAUAGGCCUGUAUCAAAUCUUUGCAACAACACAAGACAAAUUUUAUGAUGGAGGACUUCUUCCUAACUUGGUCCUUCAGCAUCUCCAGUUAUGCACUCAACUGGGUUUAUCCACUUCUUCCCAGUUGUCCUCUUUACUUCCAGCUUUCCCUUGAUGAUAAUUUUACUGCAAUUUCAAAGCUAAAGCAUAUUAUCUUGCCUGGUUCUGCACAGCAGCACUUAAAAUUGGUCACAAUAUCACCUGUGCUAUAAACUGGUUUGAGUGAGCACCUAGUUCAUCAUUCUAGAGUGCUGUUUUGUGAAUGAUGACGUUUCAAUUCUUUUUAAUUCUUUUUGAAUAAAAGAUAAAUGAUGUAAUUUUUUAUGCUUUUCUGUGCUCCACCAUUAUGCUGAUCUUUGACCAUAAGAAAAAUUUGAUGUGACAUUUCAAAAAUAUAACUGUUGAAAAUGAAUUCUUGACUUAUACUUUUGGUGAAAGAUAGAUCAUUGCUGUCUUUCAUUGCACUGAUUGUUUGCCCUUAGCUGGUUUUUAAAUUUGAUUACCAGUAAUCUGGAAUUUAUUACUUUAUGUUCAUAGUAUUUUUGUUUGACAAAGAUAAUUUGAGGAGAAAAGUGAUCUGUUUCCAAUUCCUCCAACUAUCUCCUUUUAUUCAGUAUGUUUAUAAAUACUCUUUAAUCUAAUUCUAUUCUUAUCUAUUAUUCACUAAUAAAGAAUUGAUUACUAAAUUAAGACCACUUGCCUCUGCAUUGUGGGUUAAUAAAGCCUCUUCAAUUUAUGUAAAUUUGCUUAACUGAUUUUCUGUGGUGAAACUACAGUAAUAUUCUUUUAAAAAUCCCCUAUUUUCCUCCCUUUAUUUUAUAAUUCUGCAUUUUCUCCAGUUACAGAUGGAAGGAACCAUAAUUUUUUAUCAAACUUGGAUUGAUUUUAUGGUUUGUCUCAGUAAUGGAUUAUAAUCUCUAUAUUCUAUAUAUUGAAGAUUUUCAAGUCUAUAGUACCUAUCUCUAUUGACACUGAAAUAGAUCUUGGUAUUUUUAAUACUUGUUUUUUGUUUUUCUCUAUACCUAUCUUGGAUUUAUAUAAAUAUGCUUAACUGACUUCCUUUGGUGAAAUGAAUAUUCUUUUUAAAAAAAUCCUCUAUUUUCUUCCCUUUAUUUUAUAAUUCCCAAUUUUCUCCAGUCACAGAUGAGGGGCCAUUUUCCCCUGCCUCGUUUCUCCAUCAAUGAGCCUCGUUGUGAGGUAAAAUUUUUGGAAGCUCCACCAGUUUGAGCUUUUUCCUCCAUUUUCGGAAAGGUUUUCUUUCGAUAUUUCUUUUUCCCCCCCCCAGCAUUACUUCCGAUGUCACAAGCUGAGGGCUUGUGAGGGCCUCUGUGGCUCAGACUGGUAAGACAGUCUGUUAUUAACAGUAGCUGCUUGCAAUUACUGCAGGUUCAAGUCCCACCAGGCCCAAGGUUGACUCAGCCUUCCAUCCUUUAUAAGGUAGGUAAAAAGAGGACCCAGAUUGUUGGGGGCAAUAAAGUUGACUUUGUAUAUAAUAUAAAAAUGGAUGAAGACUAUUGCUUGACAUAGUGUAAGCCGCCCUGAGUCUUCGGAGAAGGGCGGGAUAUAAAAAAAAAAAAAAAAGCUGCCACUCUGUUAUUCUUUGGCACCCAGAGCCUUGAUGAGAACAACAGCUGUACUGAAUUAAUAUUGAAUUGAAGAAAUAAAAACCGAUAGAAAUCUCCGUUUUCCUGACAGGAAAAUUUUUCUUCUCUCAGGAGAUGCUGCCAUCUUUCUCUUGAGAAAGCUGCCAUUGAGGGUCCUUUCCUUUCCUCCUACUCCCAUGUCCAUCAUCCCUGCCCUCACCAUCUCCAAAGAUGAUGUCCUCUUUCCCGCCCUUUGGGGGGGAAUUCUGGUAUUGCGCGCAGCAUCCUACAGAGGGCGCCCUCCGCCAAGAAGGGAACACCAGACGCUUCCCCAUUGGUCCAAUGGAGGGCGAACGUCACAGCUGGCUUUUCAGAGGAGGAGUGACAUCACAAACACUUGCCGCUCUAGGACGCCGCACUCGGUCUCCUUAACCCCUGGGGCUCCGCAAGAAACAGAGGGUGGCGGGCGGAGGUUCAGACGUGUCUCGGAUGAGGGGGGUGGGGGCUUUUCCUGUGCAAAAGGAGGGGAGGACACCCGCGCCCGGCCCUCCUCUGGCUUCAACCCUGGGUCCAGUGGUGAAAUCCAUUUUUUUUACUGCCAGUUCUGUGGGUGUGGCUAUGUGGGCGUGGUGCGGCUUGGUGGGCGUGGCAGGGGAAGGAUACUGCAAAAUCUCCAUUCCCAUCCCACUCUAGGGCCAGCCAGAAGUGGUAUUUGCUGGUUCUCCGAACUCAAAAUUUCCGCUACCGGAUCCAGACAUCUACCGGUGUCUGGAAGCUGUACGGGUCUGGAUGGGGAGAAACAGACUCAAGCUCAAUCCCUCCAAGACGGAGUGGCUGUGGAUGCCGGCACCCCGGUACAGUCAGCUGCAGCCGCAGCUGGCUGUGGGGGGCGAGUUAUUGGCCCCAACGGAGAGGGUGCGCAACUUGGGUGUCCUCUUGGAUGGGCGA